Messenger RNA from Candida tropicalis MYA-3404, 1518 nucleotides. RefSeq lists its product as uncharacterized. The transcript has a single exon. Lineage: Eukaryota; Fungi; Ascomycota; Pichiomycetes; Serinales; Debaryomycetaceae. Gene Ontology annotation, molecular function: ATP binding; Hsp70 protein binding. Gene Ontology annotation, cellular component: cytoplasm. Gene Ontology annotation, biological process: protein refolding; response to heat. The coding region runs from base 1 to 1518 and encodes 505 amino acids. The record is from RefSeq and is a predicted model, not a curated record.
AUGUACAACAUCUCUCGUAUAACUGUGUUUUUACGUCAUCACCUUCAUCAUCAUCACUUGGACCAGUUGAAAAAAAAAAUAUACAAAAAAGUUCUCUCGGCACAGAAAAAAAGUAAUAAAAAAAAAAAAUCUAACAAUUUUCACCAAUAUCGCCUUCUCCAUAUUUCACUCCUCCUCGAGUUCCUCUUUAAAAUGUUGGAAGCAGAUUUAUAUGAAAUUUUAGAAGUAGAUAGAAAUGCUACUAGUAGUGAAAUUAAAAAAGCAUAUAGGAAGUUAGCAUUGAAAUAUCAUCCAGAUAAGGUGUCUGAAGAAGAAAGGGAAGAAUCAGAAAUUAAAUUUAAAGAAAUUUCUUUUGCUUAUGAAGUAUUGAUAGAUGAAACCAAAAGAGAAGAAUAUGAUAGAUAUGGAUCAACUGAUGGUUUUGGAGGUGGACCUGAUUUCGAAUUUACUGGAAAUCCAUUUGAUCAAUUUUUUGGCGGCAAUGGAUAUGCAGAAUAUGGUGGAGAUGAUUUUUACAAUUUUUUCCACAACAUGAAUGGAGGUGGACAACAUCAUCACCACCAGCAACAACAACAAAGAGCAAAUAGAACUGAAGAUGCACACAUCGAAGUAGAUAUAACAUUAGAAGAGUUGUACAAGGGUAAAGUUAUCAAAACUACAUCUACAAGAAAUAUCAUUUGUACUCAAUGUAAAGGUCUUGGGGUCAAAUCAUCAUCUGUUGUAUCUAAACAAUGUGUUACAUGUCAUGGUGAAGGUUCAGUAAGAAAGAUUAAAAGAGUUGGUCCAGGUUUGGUUGCACAAGAAUAUGCAGAAUGUACAACAUGUCAAGGUACUGGUAAGAUUUACAGAACAAAGGAUAAAUGUAAACUAUGUAAAGGAACCAGAAUCAUUGAAGAAACCAAGAUUUUAGAAUUUGAAAUACCUAAAGGAUCUCCCGAUCAUGGAAUGAUUGCUAAAAAGGGUGAAUCAGAUCAAUAUCCUGGUAAAACAGCCGGGGAUGUCAUUUUAGAAUAUAAAUGCAAACCUCAUGAUGUAUUUGAAAGACAAGGGGAUGAUUUAUAUACAAAAAUUGACAUUCCAUUAGUUGAUGCAUUAUGUGGAUUUUCAAAAUUAGUGGCAGUUCACUUGGAUGGCAGAGGAAUUAAAAUAGAAACACCAACAGGGAAGGUAGUUAGACCAGGUGAUUAUAUUAAACUUGCUGGCGAAGGUAUGCCAAAAUCAGACAAUAAAAAGUCUUGGUUUAGUUCUUCAGGUAAAGGUGAUCUUUAUGUAGAAGUUAACAUAGAGUUCCCAAAAGAUAAUUGGUUUAUGGAAAAAAAUGAUAUCACAAAGAUCAAGAAUAUUUUACCAAGUACAACAAAACAAAACGAACAUUAUGUACCAGAAGCAAGCAUGGAAUUGUUCACCGAUUUUUCAAUUGUCAAAGCUAAUCAAUUACCUAACUACUCAAAUGAAGAGGAAACCCAUCAUGAUGGAUACUACGAAACUGGUCCACAACCAUCUUGUUCUCAACAGUAA